UUGGAUUAGGAGACACAGUCGCUAGUUAUCGGCAUAAAUGGCACAGAUCUGUUAAUAAAAUGGGUAAGGGAACAUUUCAUCGAUUCAGCUAUGCGCGUUUAUAAAAUUCCCUGAGAGUCUUUGGAUUGGUAUCGAGUAAAACUGGUUUGCGGGUUUACGAGGGAAUUGAUGGCUGUUAAUAGAUCCAAAGCAAUAAUGUGUCUCUGGUACAGUAGAUAAACCAGGGUGCGUUCAAUGUACCGGGGUUAAUUAGUUACUGUAAGAUUCGGGUUUUCUAUUUCCUGGUGAGAGAAAAAAAAAAGAGAGAAAAAGAGAUAUAGCUCAUUGGAAGAGGAUGAUCUGCUGUAAUCCAAAUCCAAACCCGAAGCCGCAUAGAAAUGUAUAAUGGAGGAGGUGAGGGGUAUACAGGUUACUAAGUGCAUCCGCAUCUGGGUUUAAUGUUCCACCUCAUUCUGACUCACAGAGAGCCACGUGAAACAGUGUAGCCUCCGCCUGACAGGAGUGUUUGAUCAUCGAUAGUUAUUGUUACUACUGACAUUCUUCUGCUCGUGACCGGCUGUUUGAGGAAGCUACUUUAACCUUUGGAGAAGGAAAUUAGUCAUGUUGUAAAAACCAGCAGUUGACUAUGUGUCCUCAGAGCCCGGCUUUGAACAUGCCUCAGCCCAAGCUCAAGCUGGUGGUGACCGGGGAUGAUUUUGGGUACUGCGCUCGGAGAAACCGGGGCAUCGCCGAGGCUUUCCUGGCCGGUGGAAUCUCCAACACGUCUCUCCUGGUGAACGGAGCUUCUGCUGAACAUGCGGCCCAGCUAGCCAAGAGACAUUGCAUUCCUAUUGGACUCCAUGCAAACCUGUCUGAAGGAGCUCCAGUAUGUCGGGAGCUAAGAAGGUCCACACUCCUUAAUAAACAUGGCUUCUUUCAUGGAAAGAUGGGCUUCCGCGAAGUUCUGCGGAGUGGAAAAAUGAGCAUGACGGAUAUAGAGGUGGAGCUUAGGGCCCAGGUGAAGCAUUUCUGCGAGCUCACUGGUCACCUGCCCAGUCAUAUGGAUGGCCAUCAGCAUGUGCAUGUGCUGCCAGAGGUGCGAGAAGUGUUUGCACAGGUUCUUUCUGAUUUCGGCAUCCCUUACACACGGGUCCCAGUGGAGCCUGGUUUGCACUCCUGUCAUUUCCUACCUCCAAACCUCAGAGAAUUCUAUCUGCAGGUUGAGAAAGAUGCACUCCAGUCUGUGGAAGUCUUUCAUCGCCAUGGUAUCAGAUGGCCAAAUGUGUACUUGGGCCUCAGCACGAUGGGGCAGAACAUGUCCUUCUCCAACCUUAAAAGACUCCUGAAGUUUGCUCUGGAUGCACAGACAGCGCUGGACGCUCAGGAUGACAGCCUCUGUGCAGCGGAAUCGUAUCGGACAGUCACAGCAGAGCUGAUGGUGCACCCUGGAUACCCGAGUUUUCCACUGCAGGGUGGGUGUGGUGAAGGUCCGGAUGACUUCUCGCAGUCGGCUGAUCGUCUACAUGAAAUGAACAUGCUCAGAGACCCAGUGCUGCUUAGUUACUAUCAGCAGCAGGGAAUUCUGCUCUGUGCUUUUAAUGACUUGUGAACAUUAAGGGCUGCUUAAGCAGGUCCUCAGGUGCUGCACGUCUCAAUGGGAUCUCUAACAGAUAACACCUAACUUUGUUAAUUAGCUGUUCUUCCAGUCCUCCUGGGAUAAAUUAAUUACCUAGUCAGGUGUAUAGCAGCCGUGAGAUUGUUUUUCAGAUCACCGGAACGUUCGGGUUCUUACCAGGCUGUAAAAUGAUCCAGGAUCAUUACCUCAUACUCUUUACACUGUGACCGAGGUCUGGGGUCAUGCUUCCAAUAACCGUUAUUAUAGUGUUUUAGAUAUUAUCCUUAUUUAAAGUGCGAACCAUUUUCAAAUAUGGGCUGUUCUCUUAAGAACUUAUAGA
Molecule: messenger RNA, 1934 nt
Organism: Clarias gariepinus (North African catfish)
Lineage: Eukaryota; Metazoa; Chordata; Actinopteri; Siluriformes; Clariidae
Gene: ydjc
Product: YdjC chitooligosaccharide deacetylase homolog
Exons: 5
Coding region: 626-1588 (320 amino acids)
Biological process (GO): carbohydrate metabolic process
Molecular function (GO): deacetylase activity
Source: RefSeq, a predicted model, not a curated record